AUGACUCAAGUUUCCCUAGGACAUAGACACACGGAAAAUGAGGAAGAUAACAAUUUCAUGCCGGGCAUCACUGAUGAGAUGCUGCUGAGGCAACUGGGCUUCGAAGUGCAGAAUGAUGAUGAGCUGGACUAUGAUUUCACUGGCUUGGUUCCUUCCACGGUCAAUCUCCCAAAGCGAGCUCGGCGAGUUGGCAACUCCCCAAUGACAGGCCUCAAUGUCGAGUCACUAGAUCGAACUCGUGGCCACGCUUCUACUCGAUCAUCUUCCGCGGCACAUAUGGCACAAUCCCCAGUGUCUGUCAUUGAUAUCACAUCAGAUACCGAGGAUGAAGAUGACCCUCUGCCAAAAGUCCUAGAACUUUUUCCCGAUAUUAGCCAACAAUACGUAAAAGACCUAUUUGCCCGUCAUAAACCUGACCAGGAUACGAGCUACGAGAAAAUAAUCGAGGAGAUUCUGGCUAAUCCAUCUUACCCCAAGCAGAAGGAGUUGAAGAGAAAGAGGACAGUGACAGAAGAUGAUAAAGACUGGGAAUCUGGCCCAGGCCAUCAUGGCGAUACUCUGUAUCUCAAUACAGCUGCACGGAUAUUGGCGCAAGAAUUCCCACAUGUUCCCACCCAAUACAUUCGACAGGUUAUGGAUGAUAAGCAAAGGCUCUACACUGCUUACCUAUACUUUUCUAAACACGAGAGUACAAUUAUUGGUUCCAAACCAUACGAGAGAUUAAAGCGGGCAAGGAAAGCACAAUCUACUCCUACACCAUUUCCGGAACUUUUGGGGACGGGGUCGUUAACACAGGAACUCGACGCUGCAAAGAAAAAAGCCGCCUUAGCCGUCAAGAAAAAUGAAGAAGAAGAGGCAGAGAGACUCAAUGAGGAGGAGCACACUAAAGCAGGUACCCUUGUGGAGUGUCAGUGCUGCUAUUCAGAUGUUCCAUCGAACAGAACAGUUCCUUGUGAAGGGAUGGGUGUGCACUUCUUCUGUUUUGCGUGUAUCCGCAGAUCUGCAGACACCCAAAUUGGACUUAUGAAGUACCAACUGCAAUGCAUGGACACUAGUGGCUGCCAGGCUAGCUUCACCAGGCUCCAGCUUCAAGAGGUGCUGGGAGCCUCAAUUAUGAAGAAGCUUGAGACUCUUCAGCAACAAGACGAGAUCGCACGAGCAGGCCUUGAUGGUCUCGAAAGUUGCCCAUUCUGUGAUUUCAAAGCAAUUUGUCCACCGGUGGAGGAAGACCGAGAAUUCCGCUGCAGCAAUCCGGAGUGCGAAAUGAUCACUUGCCGAAUAUGCAAUGAAGAGAGUCAUAUUCCUAAAACCUGUGAAGAGGCCAAAAAAGAAAGGGGAGUUUCGGAGCGUCAUCACGUUGAAGAGGCAAUGAGUGAGGCUUUGAUCCGAUCCUGUCCCAAAUGUAAGGUGAAGAUAGUCAAGGAGAUGGGCUGCAACAAGAUGACCUGCCCCCAGUGCCGAUGCAUGAUGUGCUAUAUCUGCAAGAAAGACAUUAGCCGGGAACAAUACGGUCACUUCGGGCGUGGCUGCAAUGUCAAUGAUGACCCCCGACAGAAUCGUUAUCAACAGGAAGUUGAACAGGCUGAGAAGAAGGCCAUUGAAAAGGUUCGAGCAGAGAACCCCCAUUUAACCCAGGAGGAGCUUCGGGUGUAUGGUUCAAGGAAAGACAGUGCCAAAGAGAACCCUUCUCGGCCUGCUCGACAAUUGCAAACUCCUCAGAUACCUGGAGGUGGUAAUUUGUAUCGAGUUCAUGGCCCGCAACAUGCACGUCGCCGGCAUGGCCCGAUGCCACCAUUGCCAGCCUAUCCCGAAGCAGGGCCCUUUCCACAAUGGCAACCUCACAAUCAAGGUGCUUUUCUACCCUACAUGCCACCGCAUCCUCAAUUUGACCUGUUUGCAGGCAUGCCAAAUUGGCACCAGGUGCACCCCCUCAGGCAUGACUUUCAGUAUUUAAACCCUCAUGCUGCUGCUGCUGCUCGCCCUCAGUUCGCUCCAAAUAGCGCCCUGUCAGAACUUUCCAACCAAAUCGCAGCUAGACGCGAUGAAUACAGACGACGUGAUAACGCCACCGUUACUAACAACGAUAAUACUACUACUAAUAAUAAUAAUAACCCAGCCGGCAUACCCCGUGGGCCUGUCGGGCUAUUGGCUAAUCGGGCUCGGCCAACUGCGGCUAAUUUUUCCGCCGCGACCCAGCCAGGCGUCCCUCCAAACGGCCGUCCUUUCACGAAUCAGGCCGACAUGACUGUGCGCACACGGAGGACUGCCGCAGCCGAGCCAUUUCCCGCCGAGCAGGCCAUGGCUCCCUUUGCCUUUCCUCAUCGGACGCUUGAUAUACCGAGACUCAACUUUGCCGACCACUUCUUCGGGCAACGAGAUAUCUAG
This is a messenger RNA of Aspergillus wentii DTO 134E9, 2385 nucleotides long. Its product is annotated as E3 ubiquitin-protein ligase RNF216. The coding region runs from base 1 to 2385 and encodes 794 amino acids. The record is from RefSeq and is a predicted model, not a curated record. The transcript has 3 exons. NCBI's taxonomy places the organism in Eukaryota, Fungi, Ascomycota, Eurotiomycetes, Eurotiales, Aspergillaceae.